CUGCGCGAGGCACCGGGAGGCCGAGCCCGGGUCGCACCGCCCCCAGCCUCGGGGCAGAGAGCCAAGAGUUCGAGGCCUCUCUGAUCCGGAUAUGAUGAAAAGGCGCCACAGAGCGGGAAGCGUUUCUGGAGUGCAGGAGUGGUGGAAGGGGGAAAGAGAGGCAGAGGGGCCAGAGUCCCAUCGGAGGGGAACCGGCCGGGCUGAGCUGACGGGAGAGAGGGGGCGGAGAGCACGGAGCCAGAGGAGCGGCUGCCGCCGUCGCCGCCACUGAGGUGUCUGCUGAGCGGGACGCAGGCUGGGAGGGACACCCAGAGGCGGCUGCCGCCGUCCAGCCGCCGCGACCUGCGGCCCCUGCCGGAGCCUCGCUAACUUUCCGAGGCGGAAGAGGAGGAGGAGGAGGAGAGGGCUUUGAGUGUGUUGGGGGAUGCCGAGAAGCAUUCAGUUCCCUGCACCCAACACCUCCCAGCCCCUGGUGCAUCGACCCCGAAAGGCGGCGAGCUAGGCGGAGGCGCGGCGCGGGCUCAGCGGAGCGGCCCAUGUCCGGCGCAGGGGAAGCCCUGGCUCCCGGGCCCCAGCGCGGGGCUGAGGCUGGCGGUGGCCGGCUGGGCGCCCCAGCCCAGGAAAAAUGCGAUAAAGAAAAUACUGAGAGAGAGAUAACUCAAGCUACUGAUAGCUGCUUCACACAUGGAGAGAUGCAAGACCAGUCCAUUUGGGGAAAUUGUUCGGAUGAUGAACUCAUCAGAACCCAACCUCAGCGCUUGCCUCAGCUUCAAACUGCAGCACAGGAAAGUGAGGAGGAAAUAAGCAAGAUAAAGAAUGGCCACCCAAGUCUGAGCAAUGGCAAUGGAAUCCACCACGGGGCCAAACAUGUAUCUGCAGAGAAUCGAAGACUUUCAGCACCCGUUUCUCAAAAAAUGCAUAGAAAAAUUCACUCCAGCUUGUCUGUAAACAGUGACAUCAGUAAGAAGAGUAAAGUAAAUGCUGUCUUUUCCCAAAAGACAGGCUCUUCACCUGAAGACUGCUGUGUCCACUGUAUCCUGGCCUGCCUGUUCUGUGAAUUCCUGACCCUCUGCAAUAUUGUCCUGGGACAAGCUUCGUGUGGCAUCUGCACCUCAGAAGCCUGCUGCUGUUGCUGUGGAGAUGAAAUGGGAGAUGACUGUAACUGCCCUUGUGACAUGGACUGUGGCAUCAUGGAUGCCUGUUGUGAAUCAUCAGACUGCCUGGAAAUCUGUAUGGAGUGCUGUGGGAUUUGUUUUCCUUCAUAAAUAUUUAUCUUCUGUUUGCGCUAAAACUGGAGAGUAUUUUAAGUUUUUUCUUUUGAGGGGAAAGAAAAGCACGUGGUAAAAUUCUCAUCAAACUACCCAGUACUUGCACUGUUAACUCGUUAUUUUAGGUAAUCUCUGAAAGCCUUUUUUUCUCCCUCUAACCAAAUCCACAUGGUUUAAUAUGUGAAAUGUUAACUACUUUUACACUUGUUAAUAGGUUGCAGUGACUGAGGGACAUUUUGGCCAAAAACAGAAAAAAAGAAGAAAAAACAACCAAAAUGUCUCCUCCUUUUUAUACUUAUCUCUCUCUGUUUCUUUUAACCAGUCUUAGGAGCCCCUUGCUCCAGAUGUAUUCUUUGUUGGUGGUUAUUUAAAUCAGACAACUUAUUGUUAAUGUUUUUACAGUGGUUACAGUAAGAUUCCUUAGAGUAGACUUUGGGGAACACGCCCACACAAGCACUGGGCACCUCAGGCCUGUGUCCACGCUCUGCUGGUUCACAGACGCGGAGCACCUGCCUUGUGUGACCUGCUGCAGCGCCGAGACAGAUGGCGUUCAGCUGCCAUCCAGAGAAGCAGAGGGAAGUUUAGGCAGAGAGACCUGUAAAGAAUAAGCCAGCCCACAGGCAUAUCAAAGUCAUGACUAUGAGAGAGAAACUCAAAAGGCUGUAGGGAUACACACAGAAAGGAAGAGCUAACGUCUAUGGGAAUAUUCAGAGGGCUUCGAGGAGAAUGUGGCAUUUGAAGGAGGCCUCUUGGGAUGAGUGAUUCAUCUGCUGCUUGAAUGAAUUAGCUUUAGGACCAAGUUUUAGGUGACCAACCUGAGCUGACUGUGCCCUUGAGCAGUUACAAGAAAAAUGCCUCAUGUAUGUAUUUUCUUUAGUUGUGGCAAUACAUCUUUCUUUAAAAACUAUAAAAUUUAAGUUAACUAAAAAUAAGCAUUUUUUUACAUAAUUUAGAGGUUAUGAUAAAGUUUUGAUAAAAACAAAGCUUUAUUAAAAUACCUAUAUUUUAUAAAGAAUGUGGAGCACUUUUGAAAAGUUGCACUUAAAUUAGGAAAAUUUUUAUAUUAAAAUCUCAGCAUUUUGAUUUUUAUUUAUUCAAAUGCUUUUCUUUUGAGAGCUUUAAGUAUUUCACAAGGGGAAGGGUUAUUUGGUUAAGAAGCAAACCCCCCAAUAUUUGUAAGCACAGUUAACUUUAAAUACAGAUUAUUCCUUCCAGUGCAGUGGGAAUCUUGACAUCCAUUACUAUGACCAAAUUUCAGUAUUGCAAUUUUACAUUAAAUCCAAAUGGUGGGUUAUAAAGAUCCUUAAGUGUAAAGAAAUAAGUAAGACUUAUUAAGUUACUUAUUAAGACUUAGUAAGUUACUAAGACAUAGAGACUUUGUGUGGUACAGAUGAAAAGAAGAGUAAAUUUUCCUACUACAUGCUCUUCUGCUAAGCUUGAUGUCCCCAACUUGUAGUUUGGUUUGAUUUAAUGUAAUACCUUGUAGAAAUUUUGAAAGUAUAUCUUUGGAUGAAUAGUUAUUUUUUAUUAUUCCAAUUGAAUAUCAAAUUGAUAGUAAAAACAAAUGCAUAUUUUUAGGAAGCCUUUUAGCAAAUGUAGGCUUUUAAGAUUUUAAAACCUAAAGCAUGGGUAUGUCACCAAGAAUUUUUCCUUUGAGAUGAAACCUAGUUUCCACUUAUAUCAUUACUUAAAAGGCUUAAAAAAGAAAAAAAAAUAGCAAACUCUUGAAUCCCCCUUUUAGUGCUCUUUACACACACACACACACUUAAAUUGUCAGGCGUAAAUAGAAUUCUAGUAAACAGCUGUCUAUCUCUUCCUGGCCUAAAGAGCAUUUUUGAUGUAACAAAUGAAAUAUGAGAACCUCUUUCUACUAUUUCUUAGUAACCAGAAUCUGAAUAUUUACAUAUAUCCAAAGUUAACAUGUAUAUAUAUUAGGAUGUAAGAGUAUCAACUUUAUAUUGAUAUAUAAAACCUUCUAAUGACCUGGAAUCAUUAAAAUAGUAUAUCUGUUAUACUGCAAAAAUUUUAUGCCAAACCAUUAGUCUAAUAUUUAAGUGUAUCCUGCUAUUUACAAUGAUGAUGUUAGCACUUUUAAAAUAAUGUUUCUCUGUAACAGAGAGCAUUAAUUGAUAGAAUUUUAAUCUCAUAUUUAUAUUCAUAGUACUUUUCCUCUAUUGUCUAUUCUGCAGUCAUACCACAAAGUACCUUGUAUGAUUUUUUAAAAUAAAUGAAAAAAACAAAAGUAGCAAAUGUGAAAAUAUUUUCAAUAUGUAUUUUAGAAUUUCUGUAUGUAAAAUAUUUUGUUGAAUUAUAUGGCUAUCAUAAGUGCUCUAGUUUACAGUUACAGAUUUGGUCUCGCUUUAAAUGUGGAAACGUAAUCUUAAAUAUUUUUAAACUGGACCUGUAUUAUCCUGAAUAUACUAUUUUGAAAUAAAAAAAUGAUUAAUCUAAUUGAUGGAUCAACAUUUAAAUGAAUUCAACUAUAAUUUAAAAGCUUAGGAUUUUCUUUUCUUGUUACAUCCUUCUCUGAAAGAUUUCUUAGUCUCCUAUGUAAAUCACAUGACUCAUGCCCAUAAAUGAACUAUGAAAGAUUCAGAUCAGUUUAUACUGCAAAUCAUAGUUGACAAAUGAUUUCAAAACAUGGUAAAACAUGGUUUUCUGUUAAAACUUCACAGUAGAGCAAAAUUCACAUUUUUCACAUUUGUUUUUUUAGUAAAUUGCUUUUACUUAUUUGCUUUGGAAUUAUCUCCCAACUUAUUAAAAAACUGUGGUAAAUAUAUAUAUAUAUAUAUAUAUAUAUAUAUGCUGGAAUUAAACACAAAAGAUCUAUGGAAUUGGGUAUUAAUUUUAAUGAAUUUCACACAAAAGAAGUACUUUCAACUAGGGUUUUUAGUGGCACAAUUUGUUAGUAGUAGGAAAUGUUUUGUUAUUAGUAUUUAACCCCUUGAAUCACUUUAUUUAGGAGAAGACAUUUUACUUAGGAGUAUAAUAAUUUUAUUUUUUGUGUUCUUACAGUAUAUUGACUAUAUCCAUUUCCCUCACCUGAAAUAGCCAGUGUUUCUCUGAACAGUUCACGGAGUAACCAAGGCAACCUUAUGUAAUAACUUUUCAUUCUUCAUCUAUACAAACUCUUAUCAGUGCCCUAGAUUCUAAUGUUAUAAACGUCAAAGUCACUGCCUAACAUAAAUAAGAUUCGAGUCCAGAGUCUCUGUGGCUUGCCUUCUUGAAUUCCAGUUUCAAUGCCUAGAUUUACCCAACCAUCUAAUGAAUGUUUAUUUAUUAAUAAGAUUAUUUUUCAUACUAUUCAAGACCUUUAUGCCCUUUCCAAUUACGUGUGAUUUGUAGGCCUGUAGGUUUAUUACAUCUAAUCUGACAGGCAAGAUAAAAUUUCAUCAGACACUAUAAUAUCCAUUUUUCUCUUAUUUUAAUACUAAUAUAGAAAAGCAUACCAUUUCUGUUUUAAAUGACAGUUAAUAUAGGGAUAGGGCUUAUUCUACACUUACUAUUCAUAUUUUAAAAUUGAGGCUUGGGUACUACAAUGCAUUCUUUUUAACCCUUCAUCUCUAUGUCCUGUAUAAUCAAUAAAUUUAUGUGACUGUUUUCUUUAAGUCCCUCAAGGGAAUCAGAAAACCCUCAGGAUGUUUCAACCUUCGGGAGACGUUUGCCACUUCCCAUGAGAAAACUGUUACUGAGGCUACGAAUAUUUACUUGUUCAUUUCAGAUUACUUUUAGUGAUUAUGGUUAAAAUGGGAGGGGUUGAUGCUGACCUAACGUGGACGGGUGGUUUUCGCAAAAGUCAUCACUGGUGACUAAAUCCGCCAUGUAUUUUCACAUUGCAGAAUUCCCAAUGAACACUGACUGCCCUCUCUAAAGGCCUGUGAAUGAGUAUCAUCCAAAUGACCAAAUUUUAAUCAAAUUCAACAGGCAGUCUGGAGGUGAACAGGAUUCUAAGCAAAGCCACAUCAAAGCCUCAACUAGAAAGAAUUUCUAUCUAGGCAAGCAGAAAUCUGCACCAUCUCACUCUUCGUCACACUGGGACAGCUGGGUGACAUUCUCCACCUGGGCAGUAACUACAGCCCCUGAGCUGCCAAGAGAGUCAGACACAACUGAACAACUAAACCACCACCACCACAAGCAGCCAAAUGUCAAAAUGAGUAGUUCCUUGCCUUCCUACAGAACUGCCUCCACUAGCUGUAGUUCUGUUUGUCCAUUAUUUAUGCCCUUGAUCCCUCCUCACCUUCACCCUUGCUAAAAGAGAAUCUCAAAUUUAUUUGUGAGGUGACUGUGAAGAAUUCAAUUUAGCUAACCAUACCUCAACAUAUUACCAACAGAGGGUAUAGAUAUAUCUGUUAAAGAUGAAGUAUAGCUCUGCAAUUAAGUGUUCACUUUCAGGCAGGUCUUUGAGGUUCAGUGGAGAAUGUAAUUAUUAGGAAAACAGUGAAAAGCAAAUUCACACAAAUUCUCAGUUUGGCUUGAAAAACUGAAAAGGUUCUUGAGUUCUGUCUGAUGCAUAAAGGGGUAGAAGCAAAGGAAUUACAUUCCAAAGCCAAGAAAGAGGGUGUACAAAAGCAGCUGAUCCACUUGACAUAGUUCAUAGCCUUUUGCAAAGGAAUAAAAGCCCGUUGAGCAGGGAACCAAAAGAUCUCAUUAUAGGAUGAAGCCAGGCCAUAUUAAAGCUUGUGCACUAGUAACUAUGUCUAAAAACAGCCUGCUGUUUUAUAUUGAACCAAUACAUUCUUAACUUGGUAGGUUGCAGUGUAAAGAUGUACAGAGCCUGUCUGCUGGAUGCUAUGCCAAUUACAGAUGUGACGGAGUGGUGUCAAACACCUACAAAUAGUUAGGAUCUCAAGCAAUCUUCGAGUGAAACAAAGGAAGUUUUAAAAUGUCAUCUCAAAACCUGGGUAGCACAGUUCAUCAUGUGUGUCUGACUCUCAGAGUCUCAAGAUCACCUUUAUUAUAUAAUUUAAUGUGGACCUCAUAUGAUCCCUCAAUCAGAAUGCACAAUUCUUUCAAGGACAUGAAUAGUGCCUGAGAGAGAAGGAGAAUAUCUUUUAAAAGUAACACCUUCAGAUGACAAGGCAUCUGUGAUCAGCUCUGCAGGAACUACGUUUUAUUGGUGUUGAGGUGAAGGAGGAGGGAAAUGCCCAUGAAUACAUAUUAGACUUUGUUAGAUCAUCAGAAAGAAUAAUUGGGCAUAUUUAUACAAUUACAUUUUUAGUAAACUAUUAUGCCAGCUUAACGAUAAUACAUAUUCUGGUAAAAAGUACAUUAAAUGGCAAUCCUAAAGCAAUUUGGCUGCUGAGGAUGUCAUUUUUUUUUUUUAUCUAAUUAUUCACAAAUUAAUGAAUAAAAUUAAAUUCCAAUCACUGAAGAAAAUGGAGCAAUGGUGAGAAUCAGAACUGCAGAUUAGUUAAAGCAAAGAUAUGCAAUGCAUAACAGAAUUAAAGCAUUUCUUUUAUUCAAACUCAGUGCUUAAAAAAGAACAAAUCCAUCAUCUUGAAAUUUGACUUGUAGCUUGACAUUAAAAAUAAUAUGAGUAGAAUUUUCAGUGGGGUAAGCACAAAACUAGUUCAAGUCGUGUCACUCUCGAUUACUGUACUCAGGUGGUGUGCCCAUUAAAAUUCCCACUUGUGGGCUCCGCUCACUAUGCAAAUGGGGUCAUUACCUGGAGAAUUUAAUUGGUUAUGACACUGGGAGUAGGACUUUUCCUUUCAAAAUAAACCUACUUACACACAUUUUCACUAGAAAUUUGAUUGUUAUAUAUAUUUCGGAUUGUUUUGCUCAAUAAAUAUUUACUGAAAUUGGA
Dama dama (fallow deer) is the source of this 7074-nucleotide messenger RNA. RefSeq names its product MyoD family inhibitor domain containing (gene MDFIC). The transcript is spliced from 5 exons. The record is from RefSeq and is a predicted model, not a curated record. Bases 537 to 1265 code for a protein of 242 amino acids. NCBI's taxonomy places the organism in Eukaryota, Metazoa, Chordata, Mammalia, Artiodactyla, Cervidae.